GUAUAUAACAGACGCGCUAUGGCCGCUGUGCCGAUGGAGAGCGAUGAGCAAGCCCGGUAUCGGUUCCAGCUGGAGCUAGAGUUUGUUCAGUGCUUGGCCAAUCCUAAUUACCUGAACUUCCUGGCACAGAGGGGAUUCUUCAAGGACAAACCGUUUGUCAAUUAUCUGAAAUAUCUUCUUUACUGGAAGGAUCCUGAAUAUGCAAAAUAUUUAAAGUAUCCCCAAUGCUUGUAUAUGUUGGAAUUGCUACAGUAUGAACAUUUCCGCAAAGAGCUUGUGAAUGCCCAGUGUGCCAAGUUUAUAGAUGAACAGCAAAUCUUGCACUGGCAACACUAUUCCCGCAAGCGUACGAGACUCCAGCAAGCUCUGGCAGAGCAGCAACCACAAAACAACACCAUUGGAAAGUGACACAUUUGUAUAAAGUAAUAUUCACGCCCAUAACAAAAGAAUGAUGUGUUGUUACCGAAUGUAAAUAGUGAUGCCCAUUACCUACAAGUGAAUCUGAACUAUGGAUCACUUUGAAGCGUUUAAUAUUGUCACAUGUAAUUAUUCAGCUUGGCAAGUGACCUCAUUAAUGAAUACUGGUCAGAUACUGUUUUGUGUAUUAUAUUGCUCAGAGAAAAGACUUCUUUCCAACACAUGACU
Messenger RNA from Nanorana parkeri, 645 nucleotides. It is a transcript of the gene MED31, whose product is annotated as mediator complex subunit 31. The transcript has 4 exons. Lineage: Eukaryota; Metazoa; Chordata; Amphibia; Anura; Dicroglossidae. Gene Ontology annotation, biological process: regulation of transcription by RNA polymerase II. Gene Ontology annotation, molecular function: transcription coregulator activity. Gene Ontology annotation, cellular component: mediator complex; core mediator complex. The record is from RefSeq and is a predicted model, not a curated record. Bases 19 to 408 code for a protein of 129 amino acids.